CAGCCGUUUAUCUCCCCGCGACACGGGGGAUAACGACCCGAAGAGGAACAGCCCAGAAGCGGAGGAGCUGGGGCUGUGCACCAGCGUCCGACCAGCCGUCUGUUAGCGCCAUGUCUUUCCCGCAGAACCUCAAGCUUCUUGAUGUCCUCCUCAGAUGAUGACCCGUCCUCCUCUGCUGCAGCCGCUCCGUCCCCCGCCGUGCCAGCUGCCAUGGCGGUCACGGCGUCCGUGGAUGUCAAGGCUGAACUGGCGUCCCUGCUGGACGAGUGGGAAGAAGCCCGGCGAGGAACGGCAGAGCAGCUCGUGACCAUCCUGACCAAGAUCUCGGAGGUUAUUGAACGUGAGACAGGAGAAUACCACAAAGCCGACCCGGACCCGUUUGACGACCGCCAUCCAGUGGUUUCAACUUGUGAGCUGUCAGACGUCAUCUGGAGCUCAGGGCGGGCGGACCCCAAUUGCAUGCUGGGACAGCUGCUGAAGAUGCUCUUCAUGAACGAUGACUUCACUAACCAGCUCCUGGACUCCUACAUCAUGACCAGCAGGGAGGCGAGCCUCAACACGGCGGCCUGCCGCCUCCUCCAGAACAUCAUGCCCAGCCUGGAAACCACGGCGGUCUUUGAAGAAAAGGAAGGUCUGGUGGAAAAGCUCUUCAGCUGGGCGCAGGAGGCUCCGCCCCCCCUGUGUGUCUACGCCACGGGCCUGCUGGCUAGAGCCAUGAGCAACCAGGAGGUGGUGGCCCACCACAGAGAGGAGAACGCACAGCUGGUCCACAUGAAGAUCCAGCGCCUCGUCAGGCUGCAAACCUCCAGCUCCUCUCAGGAUCUACCUCAAGCUCCUCAGGAGGAAGCUGCUCAGAUGUCACAGAACCAGAAGGCCGGGGAUGAUGCAGCACAGGAGGAGGAAGCAGACCGGGGGGCCAGCAGGGGGUCGUCGCAGGCCAGACCUUCAUCCCCGCUCGGUUGUCACCCGAAUGAUUGUGAAAGCAGCAGCAGCUCCACCCAGACCGCUCCACAUCCUCACAGUGGAGGUCUGGAGUCCGCCUCCAAGGAGGUGGAGGACGCUCAUGGAGGAGGAGGAAGGAGACCCACGCUACAGGAGAACGGGAGGAAGGCCAAGCAGAAGAGCAACUGUAGUGCUGGUAGGGAGCAGGAGGAAGAGGGGCCUGACUCUGGUGCACUGCCUACCAACACUGCAUCCUGGUCAGAGAUGAGCUCAAUGCUGAUUGGCUCCGACUACCGCCUGUUGCCUCUGAGCCCGGCCAUGGAGCAGAGGCUCAUCCUGCAGUAUCUGACCUCGCUGGGAGAUUACCAGGAGCUGCUUGCAGUCUUCAUGAAACUGGACACGCGCUCGUUGCUGAUGAACUACAUCGACCUCAGACGGACCAACAACGUGCAGCUCACUUUUGACGCGCUCCUGUUUUUGGCUUCACUGCUGCUGCAUAAGAAGUUUGCUGCUGAGUUCAUCGCUCAUGGAGGAGUGCAGAAACUUCUGGAGAUCCCGAGACCUUCCAUGGCAGCAACGGGAGUUUCUCUCUGCCUGUACUACUUGGCAUACAAUCAGGACGCCAUGGAGCGGGUGUGCCUGCUUCCGGGCGGCGUGCUCUCAGACGUUGUCUCCUACGCUCUGUGGUUGUUGGAGUCAUCUCACACUUCAGGCGUCUGCCACGCCACCAUGUUCUUCUCCAUUUCAUUUUCGUUCCGAGCCGUUCUGCAGCUCUUUGACCAGCAGGAUGGUCUCCGCCGGCUGGUCAAUCUGAUCAGUACUCUGGAGAUCCUCAACAUAGAGAACGAGAUCUCCAUCAUGAGCGAUGACCAGGUGUUCACCAGUCGACAGACAGCGAAGCACACCUGCAUGGCUCUGCGCAGGUACUUUGAAGCUCAGCUGGGCCUGAAGACAGAGAGCUUCAAACAGUCUCUGUGUUCCUCAGAUGGUGCCCUCCAGCUACUCCAUAAGGCCUUCACCUACACCAGGGAGCAGGUUACGGAGAUGAUGGAGUUUCUCAUCGAGAGUGGACCCCCCCAUCUCCACUGGGAGCCGGUGGAGGUCUUCUGUAAGCUGUCCUGCGUCCCUCUGAUGCUGCAGCUCAUAUCCACAGCCUGUGACUGGGGAACCUACUACGGCAGGAGCGACACCGUCCGCUACGCCUUGGAUAUCUUGGCCAUCUUGACAGUGGUUCCUAAAGUGCAGUUGCUACUGGCGGACACUGUAGAGGUUCUGGAUGAGAACCGGUCUCCCGUCUCCACUGUGGGAAUGAGCAUCAUCCUGGGGGUUGCUGAGGGGGAGGUGUUUCCCAAUGACGCUGAGAUUCAGAAGUCAGCGCUGCAGGUGAUAAUCAACUGUGUGUGCGCUCCAGAUCAGAGCUUGAGCGCCGGGGCGGCUUUCACCCCCCUGCGACCCCCUUCCCCCACCAACAGAGUGCUGACCCAUAUAUGGCAGGUUGUGCAGAACAACAACGGAAUAAAGGUGCUCCUGUCCCUGCUGGCGGUAAAGAUGCCCAUCACAGACGCAGACCAGAUCCGCGCUCUAGCCUGCAAGGCUCUGGUGGGACUGUCCCGCAGCUCUGCGGUCCGGCAGAUCAUCAGCAAGUUACCGCUCUUCACCAGCAGCCACAUCCAGCAGUUGAUGAAGGAGCCGGUGCUGCAGGACAAACAAAGCGACCACGUGCGCUUUUGCCGCUACGCCGCUGAGCUGAUGGAGCGGGUGUCUGGGAAACCCCUCCUCAUGGGCUCGGACGUGUCUCUGGCCCGUCUGCAGAGGGCCAGCGUGGUGGCCCAGUCCAGAAUCAGCUUCUCAGAGCGGGAGCUGCUGGUGCUGAUCAGGAACCACCUCGUGGCCAAAGGCCUGCACGACACUGCCAGCACGCUCACCAAGGAGGCCAAUCUACCUGUUACCUCUCUCUGUCCAAACUCCUCCUCCUUCUGUGCCACGCCUCCCUCCUCCGCCCCCGCCGUGCCCCGGGGCGGCUGGCUGGCUGGUGGGAUCGCGUCCCGCGUCGCCAGUCACGUAGGAACGUCUCCUGUUUCUUCGACCUCCGCAGCCUCUCGACUCCACGGCCUUCCUCACUCUUCAUCCUCCUCUGGAACUUUCGCUCAUCCCACGUCGCAGAGCUUGCUGCCCGUCGGACGGAUUCUGUUCUCGCGGGAGCGUGCGGCCACCUGCACCCCAGGGAGAAAAGUCUGCGCCCUCAAGCAGAAGUCUGACCACGGGGCUUUCAUACAGAGUCCAGCCAUAAAGAAGCAGCUGGAGCGCCACCUUCCCUCCCCCCCCUCCCUGGACAGCAUCAUCAUAGAGUAUCUGAGGAAGCAACAUGCUCGCUGCCCCAACCCCGUCACCACCUGCCCCCCCUUCUCCCUCUUCACCCCCCACCGCUGCCCCGAGCCGAAGCAGAGGUGGCAGGCGUCCGGCAACUUCACCGCCCGCCUGGGGGGCAGGGUGCUGCACCCCAGACACAGAGGGGUGGACUGGGGGGGUCUCGACAGACAUCUGAUUUUCAGCAGGUUCCGACCCGCGACCGUCUUCACCGAGCGGGACCAGUACGAGUCCGGCUUCACCUGCUGCGCCUUCUCCGCUUUAGAGCGCUUCCUGCUGCUGGGCAACUGCUCGGGUCACCUGGUCUUCUACAACGUCAUCUCUGGAGAGCAAGAGGCCAAAUACACCUGCCACGCCACGCCCAUCACACACCUGCAGCCCUCCGGGGAUGGAAAGUUGGUGCUCACUUCAGCCUCCUGGGGGACUCCUCUGUCGGCGCUGUGGAGCUCAGAAGGCGUCUUUGAGAGGAAACUCUCCUUCUCUGAAGAUCAUUACAUGGAGUUCAGUAAACUCUCUCAGGAUAGAGUCAUUGGAACCAAAGACCAGGUCGCACAUAUCUACGACAUUCACACGGGCCAGAAGACCCUGACUCUGAACUACCCCGCUCUGGCCAACAGCUACAAGAGGAACUGUGCCACCUUCAACCCCACCGAUGACCUGGUUCUAAAUGACGGCGUCCUGUGGGACGUGCGGGCUUCUCGGGCCAUCCAUAAGUUUGAUAAGUUCAACAUGAACAUCAGCGGGGUCUUCCACCCCAACAGCUUGGAGGUUCUCAUCAACACUGAGAUCUGGGACCUCAGGACCUUCCACCUGCUGCACACUGUCCCGGCCCUGGACCAGUGCAGAGUGGUCUUCAACAGCAACGGCACCAUUAUUUAUGGAGCAAUGCUGCAUCCUGAUGAUGAUGAAGACGCCAUGGACCCGCAGAUGAAGAGUCCCUUUGGUUCUUCCUUCAGAACGUUUGAUGCCACAAACUACAAACCUAUAGCCACAGUGGAUGUAAAGAAAAACAUUUUUGAUCUUUGCACCGACAGUAAAGACCGCUUCCUUGCUGUGAUAGAGGACCAGGAUGCUCAGAGCUUGGACACGUUGUGCCGUCUGUACGAGGUGGGACGGCAGAAGCUGGCUGAGGAAGGAGACGAUGAUCAGGAGGAUGAAGAUCAGGAGGAGGAUUCCUCAGACUCAGAUGACGACGACGACGAUGAUGAUGAGGAUACAGACGCACUCCUGGAGGAGCUGAUCAAUGAUGACCCAGAAAAUCUGGACCUAGCAGACUCGCCUGCAGAUGAAGAGGUCAGAGGUCUUCUCAGCAGUGACAGCGAUGAUGAAGACGAGGGCUCGGAUCAUUCAAGCAGAUCCAGUGACGGGUCAGAUUCCCUCCACUCUGGCAUUUUGGAGGCUUUUUUCAUGGAGGGGUCAGACGAUGAAGACUAGGAGAUGUUUGGAACUCUGAGACGAGAUGCUGACCUCUUGUGACCCUGAACAAGGAACUUCCCUCCUCGUCCCAAACCCUCUGCACAUCUAACCAGGCAAGUGUCCUGUGGGACUCGGACCGGCGGCAUGGACGUCCUGGAGUGAGUCGCUGAAGCCAACGCCGUCUUUCAACCUGUAAGGUUUGGGCUCAUGGAUCCCUCUUCGGUCUUCGUUUGUUUUGCUGUCCUGAGAGUGAUUCUGAGGUGUUUAUGGGACUUCAUCUGUUUGAAAAGGACGCUCAGUCCAGAUGAGCGCAGGCUCGUCCAAUCACUACAGAGCUCACAUCUGAACAAGCUCUUUUCAAAAUAAAAUUCAUUAGUUCUUUCUUUUUUGGGGGGGGGGGUUAUUUAUUGAUUUCUGCUCCAACAUGGACUCCAAGGGUUCAUCAAGAUGAUGAGUGUCCAGCAGGAAACGUUUACUCAGGAACAUCCCAAAAUCCCAACCAGAAUGGAUUUUAUGUUUGAUAAUUGAGUAGAAAAACCACAAUUCAAUUCCUCGUCUGAUUUAACUUCAUCUGGAAGUUAUUACCAUCAAUAAUAUUAGUUUUACUGUUUUAUAAUUUAUUUAGAAUUGAUGCAAAAACACCACAAACAAUCAAAAUGCAAUAGAUUUUAAAUUUUCUAUCCAUGAAAUUGUAAUUUAUUAAACUGAAAGGACAUUUGCAAAAUGAUAAUGGUAUGACAGUAAUUAGUACCAUAACACAACAGCUGAUUGCAACAGAUAUGAUUUUAUUCAUAACAAAAGGGGGAAUUUAAUAUAUAUAUAGCUUUAGAUGAUUUGCGGUUCAGAUCCAUGAAGCUGAAACUCUGAUGGAUGAACUUCCUGUUCCUCAUCAGACGUGGUCAUGGUCUCAUGUUGGAUCUUCCUCUCAGCCUAACAGUUGUUCAGACUGCAGACGUUUCUCCUCCACCGUCUUCCUGAUGAAUCUUUUAAUACUUGAAACUUUUGAAAAAGCUUGAAGGAAGGAAAAUGUGGAGAAAGUAAAAACACUGUUAAGGUUUUUGGAUCUAACAUGGCUUUAGUGGACCCACCCCCUAUCUCAGGUUUGACCCCCCCAUCUAAGUUUAUGCAGAAAUCCACAAGUGUCUUUUCAAGUUGGAAUAAUUCAAACACUUGAAAUGUUUAAAUGAAUUCUAUGUUGAAGUGUUUGAUCUCAGAAGAACGGAUGAUGUUUCCACGUUUCUGCAUCCAGUUGUAGAAGAUCAACAUGCGUCUGUAAAGACAAAGAAUGUAACUUCAGUUUUUUUGCUUUCUGCUUCAUCAAACAGAUUCUAUGAACAAGAAACUUGGCAGACAGAAAAUAGUUUUGUUUGUUUAUUUGUAUUGUGUAGCUGCUUCAUUAUCUAGUUUUCCUUCAUGUUGAAGCUCCUGAAGAAGAACCUUCAGUCUGAAUGACUUGAGUCAGCUGGUUUUAUUUGUUGCAGCUGUUUGAUUCAGUUAAUCAAUAAUAUAUUCAAAUAAAUAUAAAAACAAUUUAAAUACUAAACUUUUUUACUACUUUAAAGUGCAAAAGUUUCUGUUUAGAAAUCUGAUUUAAAUUAUUUUUAGAAAAUAAAGUUGUCUAUUUUUGUAGUUUAUGUAACAUGAUCAGCAGAAAGAGCGUCAAACUAAAAGAAGCCAUAGUUAUUUUAAUGUCUUUAUGGUUCAACUAACAUGUAAUACGGGUCAACAACAGAGCCACAGUCCAGAACCGGAGCCAACAGGAAACACCAAAGAAUCACGCUGAACUGGUUUGAAACCCAUUUAAACCCAGAUUUAAAUCAGAUUGAAACAAGUUUAAAAUUGAAAAAGAAUAUUUUUAAACGGUUUCAAAAUAGGUUUGAAACCACUUUUAUACCGGUUUGAAACCAUUUUAAAACCAAUAAAAACCAGUUCAAAUUUAACUUAAACCCAGUUUAAAUUGGUUUAAACCAUUUUCAAACCAAUUCAAAAAGAAUGUUAACUAGUUUAAAAUCUGUAUAAAUUAAUUUAAACCAGAAUAAAAACAGUUUAAAACUAACCUAAAAUCAUUUCAAAAAUGAAUUUAAAUGAGCUUAAACCUUUUUAAAGCAGUUUAAAUGGUUUAAAAUCAGUUUAAAACAAAGUUUCAUCUGCUUAAAACUUGUUUUACUGAAUUUAAACCAAUUUAGAACGGGUUGAGCUGAAUUUAAACCAGUUUCAUCCUAUUUAAAAUAAUUUAAACCAUCUUCAGACUAGUUCAAAGGGAAUUUAAAACAGUAUAAAGGUGGUUUAAUUGAAUUGAAACCAGUUUCAAACAAGUUCAAAACGAAUUCAAACCAGUUUAAAACAAAAUUGAAACCAAAACAGUUCAAAACAGGUUUAAGGGAAUUUAAGCUAGUUUCAUUUUUUUUUUAAUUGGUUUAGUUGAAUUUAGUUUAAACCAGUUUCAAACCAGUGUUAAAGCGUUCCAGAUGCUGUGAAGCUGCAGCUUAAAGGAAAAAUAUUUCUUCAUGUUAUGGUUAGAAUCUGCAUUUUCAGUGUGAAACGCUGUUUCACAAAGGCCUGCUUUAAUGGGCGUGUCUUCAUGCUGUUUGGAUUUUUUGUCUUUGUGUUUAUGAUUGAAGUGAAUCUUUAAUAAAAGUUUGUUUUAGAUGACAGCUGUUUGAACAGCCGGAAA
Molecule: messenger RNA, 7399 nt
Organism: Oryzias melastigma (Indian medaka)
Lineage: Eukaryota; Metazoa; Chordata; Actinopteri; Beloniformes; Adrianichthyidae
Product: DDB1- and CUL4-associated factor 1
Exons: 31
Coding region: 142-4743 (1533 amino acids)
Biological process (GO): protein ubiquitination
Cellular component (GO): Cul4-RING E3 ubiquitin ligase complex; nucleus
Molecular function (GO): histone H2AT120 kinase activity; nuclear estrogen receptor binding
Source: RefSeq, a predicted model, not a curated record